GACUGAACAGCAAUCCAAGUAACACGUGCGCCUUUUUAACUGGAUCUAUAGAGACACCCACUGCGCAGAGAAAAAAGACAGUUUGAAUGUGAACGCGGCUUUAUUGGUUUUUUUUUCAUCUCUUUUAGAUUAGACUUGUUUUUGCAUCAUGACGCAAACACUGGUUCAGUCUGAACGAGUGGCCUCGGCCGCUUUGUACAGACCGUUGCCUAGAAGAUGGCAUUUGUAUAUUUGGCCCUUUGUUAGCAUGUUUUAUCCCGUCUUUUGUUAUAUAUAUUUCACUCACUAUGAUACCUACCUUGGUUCUGAAGAAUGGACUUUUGUUGCUUUGGGCAGUAUCAUCACUUUACAUGCCAUGACCUUCUUGGUUUGUCAGUGGAGUGUUGACUUGAAGGCUCUUUUUACUUGUGUCAAGGAAAAUGACGUUAAAAAAGCAACUAUUAUUAAGAUUGUACCUUUCCGUUAUCAAGGUAAAGGUACUCUUGUUCAACUUGAACACAGCAAGUCUAUUGAUGGUGAAGAUGAAAUCUCGUUUGUCUUUCAACAGAAAAAGUUCAUUUAUAACUUUGACAAGAAGCAAUUUCAAACAUUGCUUUACCCUUCCGACUUGAACCAUACUGUUGGAUCAUAUCAAAGUACUAAGGGAUUGUCUACGAAGAAGCAAAUCGAAUCACUUACUCAUUCUUAUGGUCUCAACAAGUUUGAGAUUCCUCUGCCAACAUUUACUGAGCUUUUCAAAGAACAUGCUGUUGCACCUUUCUUUGUGUUCCAAAUCUUUUGUGUAGGCCUUUGGUGUUUAGACGAAUACUGGUAUUAUUCUCUUUUCACGCUGUUUAUGUUGGUCGUGUUUGAAUGCACUGUUGUCUACCAGCGUCUUCGUACCAUUGGCGAAUUCCGUGGUAUGAAUCAAAAGCCUUACCCUGUCUUUGUCAAGCGUGAAAACAAAUGGACUCAAAUCCAAAGUGACGAAUUAUUGCCUGGUGAUGUUGUCUCUAUUGUUCGCACAAAAGAAGAUCAAGGUGUUCCUUGUGAUUUGGUUAUUGCUGACGGUUCUUGUAUUGUCAAUGAAGCUAUGCUUUCUGGUGAAUCAACGCCCUUGCUUAAGGAAUCCAUUGCACUUAGGGAUCCCAAUGAAGAAUUUGAUAUGAAUGUGGCAGACAAACUCAAUGUGCUUUAUGGUGGCACGAAGGUUCUUCAGGUCAGUACUCCAAAGUCAGAAGCACCCCCUGAUGAUGGCUGUGUCUGUGUUGCUGCUCGUACUGGUUUUGGUACUUCUCAAGGCGAGCUUGUGCGUACCAUGAUCUUUUCUACCGAACGCGUCUCUGCCAACAAUUUCGAAGCCUUACUUUUUAUUCUUUUCUUGCUUAUUUUUGCUAUUGCUGCCUCUGGUUAUGUCUGGACUGAAGGUGUGAAGAACGAUAGAAAGAGAUCAAAGCUCUUGUUGGAUUGUAUUCUUAUUAUUACCUCUGUUGUUCCUCCCGAAUUGCCUAUGGAAUUGAGUUUGGCUGUCAACAGUAGUUUGGUUGCCUUGUCUAAAUUUGCCAUUUAUUGUACUGAACCCUUCCGUAUCCCUUAUGCUGGUCGUGUUGAUGUCUGUUGUUUCGACAAGACAGGUACAUUGACAGGCGAAGAUCUUGUAUUUGAAGGUGUUGCUUUUGCUGAUGACAAUCGUCCCAAGACUGAACUUGCUAAGGCUACUGAAGUGCCUGGUGUGACACGCUGGGUAUUAGCCAGUGCUCAUGCUCUGGUUCAAUUGGAAGAUGGUAUUGUAGGUGACCCUAUGGAAAAAGAAACACUCAAGGCUCUUCAAUGGGAAUUGGGUGCCAAUGAUACUGUGUGUCCCAAGCUUGAAAAGAAAAGUCAAAGCUUGCAGAUUCGUCGUCGUUAUCAAUUUAGUUCUGCCUUGAAGCGUCAAUCUUCUGUUUCUACCUUGAACCUUCCUUCCUCCAGUGCCAAAACAUUCAUUGCUGUCAAGGGUGCCCCUGAGACACUCAAGGCUAUGUACACUCAAAUUCCUGAAGGCUACGUUGACACUUACAGACAUUUCACACGUAAGGGUAGUAGAGUCCUGGCUCUUGGCUAUAAAGUGUUGGAUCAAGCCUUGUCUGCUCAUCAAAUCAAUGAUUUGCCUCGUGAAUCUGUUGAAUCUGAUUUGACAUUUGCUGGUUUUAUUGUGUUUACUUGUCCCUUGAAAGAAGAUGCGAUUGAAGCCUUGAAAGAACUGAACGAAUCCUCUCAUCGUUGUAUCAUGAUUACAGGUGAUAAUCCCUUAACAGCCUGUGCUGUUGCUCGCGAAGUAGCUAUUGUUGAACGUGAUGUUUUGAUCGUUGACCGCGAUGAAAUGCGUAAAGACAACAAGGUUGUUUUCCAUAGUAUUGAUGAAUCUUACCGUGUUGAGGUGGAUCCUCAAGUACCUUUGGAUAAGGCACUUUUGGACAAAUACGAUCUCUGUUUAACAGGCUCAGCCAUGUCUCAAUUCAUGCUUUGCAAGGACAAUAUGAACAGCAUUCUUGAACACACUUGGGUCUAUGCUCGUGUCUCUCCUUCUCAAAAGGAAUACUUAUUGACUGGUUUGAAGGACCUUGGCUACACUACACUUAUGGCUGGUGAUGGUACAAAUGAUGUAGGUGCUUUGAAACAAGCUCAUAUUGGUGUUGCCCUUUUGGACGGUACUCCUGAAGAUCUCCAAAAGAUUGCUGAGCGUCAACGUAUUGAACGUAUGAAGGCUAUGUAUGAACAACAAAAGAGUAUUUCAGCUCGUUUCAAUCAACCUCCUCCCCCUCCUCCUCCCGCUAUUGCUCACCUCUAUCCUGAAUAUGCUGCUCAAGUCAAUCGUCAACAAGCUCAAAAUUUGACACCUGCUCAAAGACGCCAAUUAGAACAGAAAAAGAAGAUUGAAGAAGCCACACAAAAGAUGAUGGAAGGUAUGGAUAUGGAAGAACCACCCACGAUUAAGUUUGGUGAUGCUUCUGUUGCUGCACCUUUCACUUCCAAACUUCGUAAUGUGACUUCUAUCAACAAUAUUAUUCGUCAAGGUCGUUGUACUUUGGUUGCCACUAUCCAGAUGUACAAGAUUUUGGCAUUGAAUUGUUUGAUUUCUGCUUAUAGUUUGUCUGUUUUGUAUCUUGAUGGUAUCAAAUUUGGUGAUCUCCAAGUCACUAUUUCUGGUAUGUUGAUGGCUGUUUGUUUCCUCUGUAUCUCUCGAGGCAAACCCUUACAGAAAUUGUCCAAGGAGCGUCCCCAACCCAAUAUUUUCAAUCCUUAUAUUAUCUUGUCUGUCUUGGGUCAAUUUGCUAUUCAUAUUGCAUCUCUUGUGUACAUAAAUGCACUUGCCAAGUCUCUUGAACCACCCAAAGAAGUUGAUUUGGAAGGUGAAUUUGAACCGAGUUUGCUUAAUAGUGCAGUUUAUCUUAUUCAACUAUCCAUGCAAGUCUCUACAUUUGCCAUUAAUUAUCAAGGCCACCCAUUCCGUGAACGUAUUCAAGACAAUAAGGCAUUAUAUUAUGGCUUAAUGUCUGUGGGUGGUGUUGCUUUAGCUGGUGCUACUGAACUUUGGCCUGAAGUCAAUGAUCAACUUAAGCUUGUCAGAUUCCCUGGUACUUUCCGCUACAAAUUAACACUCUGUAUGAUACUUGACUUUGGUAUUGCUUAUGCCAUUGAAAAGGUGACCAAAGCAUUGUUUGCUGAUAAUCGUGCCAAAGCCAUUGCCAAAAGAGAUUAAGUCAUAGAUAUAUCUCAUUGUGAUAUAGAAAAUAAAAUGACUGUUUAGUCUAAUGAUUACUUUAUUCUAAAAUAUUACA
This is a messenger RNA of Gilbertella persicaria, 3800 nucleotides long. RefSeq names its product putative SPF1-P-type ATPase. Bases 149 to 3721 code for a protein of 1190 amino acids. Gene Ontology annotation, biological process: intracellular calcium ion homeostasis. The record is from RefSeq and is a predicted model, not a curated record. Gene Ontology annotation, molecular function: ATP binding; P-type ion transporter activity; ATP hydrolysis activity. The transcript is spliced from 6 exons. Lineage: Eukaryota; Fungi; Mucoromycota; Mucoromycetes; Mucorales; Choanephoraceae. Gene Ontology annotation, cellular component: endoplasmic reticulum membrane.